AUGAACAGCAGCACAGGCACCAACUCUUACGUGGUUCCCGUCAUUCUCUGGAAUCGCCUGCAAGAAGAACUCAAACAACUUAAAGAAAAUGUAGCUGCUUCCACCGCCAAGUCCCAAGCKGGAGGAGCCAUCGCCGGAGUGGAUCGAGAUGGGAACGUCCGCAUGAACGAAUUCUUGCACACCAUGGCCGUUCAACAGUCGUUGCAGCAAUCCCCCAAGGUGGAAUUCGUCAAGUACGCGGAUAAAAUGGUCAAACAAGUCAUGUCCGAUCCCAGUCUCACGCCCGACGAGCGUGUUCGCUUCAUGACCAACUAUGCGGCCAGCUUUCAAGACCAAAAAGCCAUGGCUCAAAAAGGACUUACUCCUGCAGCGGCUCCUGCCCCAGGUCCUGCUCCUGCGCCUGCACCUGGUCCUGCCCCUGGUCCUGCUCCUGGUCCUGCUCCUGCUCUUAUUCCUGGUCCUGGACCCGUCGUUGGCACCACCCCUGCUUGGUCUCUUCCUGCAGGACCCUCGGGAGUCAAGCUUGGGCCUGGAAGCGUUACUCCUAAAGGUACGGGUACGGGUACGGGUCCAGGCCGUGGUCGUGGUCGUGGUUAUACAGGCAAAGGCAAAACCCCACUCAAACGUCAAAUCAACUUUGGGAAUGUGGCCGGCACGUCUACUCCGCUGAACAACCUCAGGCCUCAACAAGUCAAGCAGUUGAAAAAGGUAGACAACCUCAUCCAAGCCAUCGAUCAGAAGUCCAGGAAAAUUGCUCAGGACAACAACUUGACCCCUGAGCAAAAACGCGCAAAGCAAGGCGUGCUCACGCGCGGACGUACCAAGUACAAGGUGAUGCGAAACGACAUCCUCAACAGUUAG
Messenger RNA from Actinia tenebrosa (Australian red waratah sea anemone), 861 nucleotides. Its product is annotated as translation initiation factor IF-2-like. The record is from RefSeq and is a predicted model, not a curated record. Lineage: Eukaryota; Metazoa; Cnidaria; Anthozoa; Actiniaria; Actiniidae.